Molecule: messenger RNA, 1944 nt
Organism: Vigna unguiculata (cowpea)
Lineage: Eukaryota; Viridiplantae; Streptophyta; Magnoliopsida; Fabales; Fabaceae
Biological process (GO): double-strand break repair via homologous recombination
Cellular component (GO): Smc5-Smc6 complex; nucleus
Molecular function (GO): ubiquitin-protein transferase activity
Source: RefSeq, a predicted model, not a curated record
UGUCGUUGGCAUUCGGAUUUUAAGGCCAAACUAAAACCCCAACAACCCAAAUCGAAAAUCCAAUUGUAAGCAGAGAUCGAAGCCCAAAUCCCAAAUCGAAAACCCUAAUCGAACGCAGACCUAUUUCGUGAUCUCGAGUUUGAGCUUCAUCACCUUCGACGCCGUAGCUCCGCUCGUCCACGUCGCAGUUCCGGUCGCCUCGCGUGGCAGCUCCGUCGGGUGUCUGGUUCAGCGGCGUCACUGUUCCCUUCUUCUCUUUCCCUCUUUCGUUGUUCCCUCGUGCAAACCCUGACCGUGGUCUUCAGCACACUUUCCCAGUCCCAGAAUCUGCAUUAGGGUUUGUGAAAGAACCAUGUCGAGCGCCUUAAGCUGGAGACACCACGUCGUGAUUCAAUCUCUGUUUUCGCGGGGCCCACUCUGCGAGAAGGACAUGCACGCCAUGUUUGAACAGCUCACCAAGAGAAACCCAGGUACUGAGCGGCAACUGUUCGAUGGUUUCAUUCUGAAAAUCAACAAGGCGCUUAGUUGUGCUAAUUUUGAGUUGCGUGCCUGCAUAAAUCAAUAUGAUGGCCAAGUUUAUUAUGGUGUGGUCAAUACCGUUGCUGACGAACAUUCCAAGUUAGGGACGAAGUAUAGUGUUCCGCAAAUUGCCUUUUACAAGGCCAUUAUUGAAGCAAUUGUACAGGAUGCCUCUGCAAAAGGUGUUAUCUUCAGCAUCCAUGCUCUCAAUCUUAGUUUGGAUGGCCAGGGUGAUUAUAUUUUGGUACCAAAUCAUGUACUCAUGGAGAACAAGAUACUCUGCACAAAGAUUUGCCCCUUCCAUUGUGAUGGGGAUGCUUUAGGAUAUUUUUUGGGACAGUUGUUACGGAUCUCAAAAUGCAAAUGUUUUUAUUCUUCUAUCUAUUGCAAAUUUAAAAUAAAAUGUACAAUUUUCAUGGUAUAUGUUCAGGUUACAAUUAUGACAGAUCCACAAUCUCAAGGAAGCCUGUCAAAUGUUCCAUCUACUUUGAAAAAUUUUAGUUUGUCUCAAAAGGAGAAAACCCUGAAUGAACUUGUGCAGGACCAGUGGCUUAAUUUGACAACAGAGGGUGUUAUUAAACUUGGUCUGAAGUCAUUUCUUGAUCUUCGCAGUUGGUUUCGAAAUAAUGAUGUUCCAUCCUGUCAUGUUUGCAAUGAAGCUGGAAUAAAGGCAGAGGUGUGCCAAAAUGAAAAUUGUACUGUGCGAAUUCAUCAGUAUUGCCUGAAGCAACUUUUCUUGCAGGGAAAGGUUGCCAAAGUUUGCCCAAGUUGUGGCACUUCCUGGCCAUAUACAGUACCGAAGGAGGAGGCCUUGCAGACGGGAGAUGACAGUGAACCUAGACAAAGUCAACGGGUGACUAGAUCUGAUCGAAAGAGGCAAAGUGCUAACAGGGUUGUUGUUGAUGAUGGAGUUGGAUGCAGUAAUCAGGAUGAGCUGAACGAAAACAAAGAAAUCCAGAAUGGUAAUGUAUUGGGACGGAAAAGAAGAAGAGGACGCCAAACAGAUGAUGCAGAAACAGGAGGACCUGGUGCAUCACAAUCUUCAGCAGCUAUUUCGGGUUUGAGAAGAGUGACUCGAAAUUCUGCUCGUCUGAAAUAAACAAUGGUGCUUUAUACUGCUUCUUGCUGAAGCACUGUACAUUUUGUACAUUUUGCUGCUGACUGCUGUAAUUUAUGCUGAACUUUUGAGAAUAUUUGAAUGGACUUAUGUUGUAAAUGCAGUUAGCUAGUUUUAGUGACUAUUUCUAAACCAGCAAUCUUAUGUUAUUCCUCUGGCGUGAAACGCCAAUUCUCUAGCAAAUACAGUGUAAAUUCGUCCCUGGUGUCAAAGGGAUCAAAUAUUAGAGCCGUAUGUUGACUGUCGAGGUAGCGGCAUGAUUAUUUUCUCAACCAAUAGAAUUGUUUAGCAGUGUUGUGCUUCUUUAA